Molecule: messenger RNA, 4301 nt
Organism: Patiria miniata (bat star)
Lineage: Eukaryota; Metazoa; Echinodermata; Asteroidea; Valvatida; Asterinidae
Product: thimet oligopeptidase-like
Exons: 17
Coding region: 74-2074 (666 amino acids)
Biological process (GO): peptide metabolic process; proteolysis
Cellular component (GO): mitochondrial intermembrane space
Molecular function (GO): metalloendopeptidase activity
Source: RefSeq, a predicted model, not a curated record
UAGUUUCAUAGCUACAGUACAUACACAUUCCUUUCCUGAUUGGUACAUGUAGCUUCGUCUGCUCUCCAGAAAAAUGGCCUCAGACUUGCUGAAACAAAACCAACUGCGUUGGGAUUUGAGCCCAGAAGAUAUCAAGAAAAGGGCUGAUGAUUUGAUAAAGGAGACCAAGGCUGUUUAUGAUGCAGUUGGAGGUUUAGAGAAGGAUAAAGUAACCUACGAAAACACCGUCUUGGCAUUGGCUAAUAAUGAUCGUGAGUACAGCGUCCUUCGUAACAUGCUGGAUUUCCCUCAGCAUACGGCGCCUGACAAGGCCUUGAGGGAAGCCAGCACAGAGGCUGACAAGAAACUCUCUGAUUUCGACGUAGAGAUGAGUAUGAGACAGGAUGUCUUUGACAACCUUGUGGCUUUCCAAGAGAAGACAGACCUGAGUAAGCUGAAGCCUGAAGCUAAGCGAUACCUGGAGAAGCUGAUUAAGCUAGGAAGACGAAAUGGUUUGCAUCUACCCAAGGAUGUCCAAGACAAGGUCAAGGCUCUGAAGAAGAGAGCCAGCGAUAUAGCCAUCGACUUCAAUAAGAACCUGAAUGAUGAGAACACUAUCUUGGAAUUCACUGAAGAGGAACUCGUUGGUCUCCCUGAAGACUAUAUCAAGAGAUUAGAAAAGACAGCUGAUGGAAAGUGCAAGGUAUCGCUGAAGUAUCCUGAUUAUUUCCCUGCCAUGCGCAAAGGCCGUAACCCAGAGACCAGACGAAAACUGGAAUUUGCCUUCAACUCGAGAUGCAAAAAUGAAAACACUAAGAUCAUGGAAGAAUUGGUUGAGAUACGUCAAAAGCUUGCAGACUUGUUGGGCUACCCGACCCAUGCUGCCUACAUUCUAGAGCUACGUAUGGCCAAGACACCAGAGACGGUCGCCAGUUUUCUCAAGGAAUUAGCAGGGAAGCUACGAGUUCUUCAGGAGGCUGAACUGAAGACAUUCCUGAGUUACAAAAAAGAAGAGUGUGAGAAGUACGGCUAUCCCUUCAACAACACCAUUGACUUGUGGGAUAUGCGAUACUACAUGAACAUGGCCGAGGAACGUCAGUAUUCCAUCGAUCAUAACAAACUCAAGGAGUAUUUCCCUCUGGAGGUGGUGACCAAGGGCCUGCUGGAGAUAUACCAGGAGCUCCUAGGAUUGAAGUUUGAAGAGAUUCCCAAAGCACCUGUCUGGAAUGAUGACGUCACAAUGUUUAGUGUGACAGACAAGGAAUCUGGUGACUUCAUGGGUUUCUUCUACCUAGAUCUCUUCCCACGAGAGGGCAAGUUUGGUCAUGCUGCCUGCUUUGGUCUACAGCCUGGUUGCCUAGCAGCUGAUGGGUCACGUCAGGUUGCCAUAGCAGCCAUGGUGGCUAAUUUCACUAAGCCGACCGCUGACUCGCCAUCGCUACUCACCCAUGACGAAGUGGAGACAUUCUUCCAUGAGUUUGGCCAUGUCAUGCAUGAUAUUCUGGGUCAGACUGACUUUUGUUACUUCAGCGGUACCCGAGUGGAGCGUGACUUUGUAGAAGCCCCCUCACAGAUGUUGGAGAACUGGUGUUGGCAGGCUGAGUCGCUGCGUCGCAUGUCGGGCCAUCACAAGGAUGGAACGGCCAUCCCUGACGAGAUGAUAGACAAACUGGUCAAGGCACGCAACGCCAAUGCUGGGGUCUUCAAUCUACGACAGAUUCUACUGGGGACAUUCGACCAGAGUAUACACACUAGUGCCAAGGCCGACACAUGGGCGAUUUAUUCUAAACUGUCAGAAGAGAUCCUUGGGAUACCGGCCACGCCGGGUACCAGCAAGGUUGCCUCAUUUGGUCAUUUGUCGGACGGUUAUGAUGCACAGUACUAUGGGUAUCUGUGGAGUGAGGUGUACUGCAUGGACAUGUUCUACUCUCGUUUCAAGAAGGAAGGCAUCAUGGACCCCAAGGUGGGAGCUGACUACCGCAAGUACAUCCUGAAACCAGGAGGAUCAAUUGAUGCCAUGGACAUGCUGAAGAACUUUCUGGGCCGUGAACCCCAGCAGGAGGCUUUCCUUAUCAGCAAGGGUCUGAAAGUCUAACACCCACAGAUGGACAAGGCUGAAGUCUGGAAUACAGAAACACAAGCACAAAAGCUGCAGCUCUUCUUCAUGGAAACAUGAAAUCCUUCUUGUUAGAGAACUUUAGAGUCUUCUUAAAAAAACCCAACAGAUUUACUGACUUUAAGUGAAGGUAAAUAGUUGUCAGUUUAACGCUGUUCUAUUCAUUCAUACUGUGCAAUUUACAACACUCUAGGUGUAAUUCAAUUUAUGACGCCUCAUACAUAUUUAUGAGCUAAACGCGCUUCUUUCAUUGGUCGAUGUUCCAACGCGUCUCAGAAGUAAGAAAAGCCACCUCCCACACACCCACUCCCAACUGGUCGGGAGUACUAGGGAAGUAAUACCUUCUAGAUUAGCUCCUUAGACUCUCAACUGUGCACUGUUUGUGAUCACAAGUAACAUUGCUGGUGGUACCACACUAAACCAUCCAGACAAACAGAUGAUUAUUAAAAUGAUGCGUUCCGCUGGAGGGUUUUUCAACAGACUUUUGUCUAAUUUUGAUAAUGAAUCUAAAUAUGUACGAGGUAUAAUAAAACCAAUACAACAUGGUCUAUUUCGGGCAAGCAGUCCCACGGUGUUGGCGUAUUUUGACUAACUUCCUCCGCUUUGCUCCAGGAGAUAGUCAGAUCAGUCAACACCUCAGGACCAGUAUUUUACACUACAGUCGACUCUCGUUAAUAUAAACUCUGUUAAUACAAAAUUCUGGUUAUAACAAACAUAAAGCCUUGGUCCCGACUGUGCAUUUAUGUGCACAAUGAAUGGGACUGAUCUGUUCCUCUUAAUACAAACUUCAUAUAACAAACAAUUUAGCUAGGUCCGAACGGGUUUGUUAUAACAAGAGUCGACUGUACGUCCCCUCAUGCCAUGUUGUAUUGAUAUAAAACUGUCUGAACUCUCACCAUUCCUUAUGCUUAUCAGAUGCUAUUUUGAACUUUGUCACAAUUGUCGUUCUGUGAAGAGAGCAAUUAUGUUUUAAAGUAUUAAAGUUACAGUUCUGGCUGAAACACAGGUAGUGUAUUUUCAGUUUUAAUGUUCAUUAAUAUUAAUACGUCCUCUUGUAACCUAGUUGAUUUUGUUCUCUGAGGUGUAAAAACUUUACUUGUUUCAUGUUCAGCUCUGUGACAAGACUGGCCUCACAACAUUGAGCAAUGUACUCAAAGAGAGAUAUGUAUUGAUGGUUACAUGUAUGUUUAUUGACAUUGUAAUGAAAAAUGGGGUACCGUGCUUGCAAAGAGGUCAGUGUAGAAAUGGAUUAAAAAGAGCGGUGAGAUUGUUUAAAAUUCACAACAUUUUUUGAAAUAUUGCAAAUUGAUGACCAUAAUAACAUGAAAAGAAUUUGACUUCAAUUUCCGAUCAUUUUAUCAAACACAUUGCAAUUGGGUAAAUAUGAACAUGCUGUCUGUGACUAGACUGGUCAGCAUUUGGUACAAAGAUGUUAACAUAAAAAGGGCAUGUGAACUUGCGAAACUUGCAUGUUAUAUUUGCUUUCCAGCGCUAGGGUUACAGGAAUACAUGCGCGCCUCAAAUUCUAAAAUUGUUGCUCUGUGCCUGCAUGCAUGGUACCACAUCAGCUGUGCCUUGUAAUAUUGUUCCUUUAUUAGUCCAUAGACUUUUUUGUUGUACAUGUUUCUUCAAAACAUUAAUUGAUAAUCAUGAUGUGUAAUCUCCAAGUCUGUAGAACAAGACAUGUGAAUGGUAGGCUAAUCAUUAUUGAAUGGCUGUAGUGCUAGAAUUGAGAAUGUACAAUUUUGUUUCAGAAAGAUGUUUAAGGAUAGUUACUUGUGCACAAAGUGAUAAGUAUUAUGCUAACUGCAACUUAGUUGAGCUUGUAUUAUUACCUGUUUUCAUUGAAAAUGAACUGUUCAUAUAUAACCAAAACAUGUUUUCUAAAAAUGUCAGCUUUAUUUUGACUACCUUUUAAAUUCAAUACAAGAUACCAGAUGUGUUUUUUUGGAGAAAUAUCUUAGAUUACAUGUGUUGAGAGUUAGUCAAGUUCUGUAACAAUCCAAGUGCCUUACUUUGUUGUAUUGUCUUUGUCCUUGGUGAUGGUGUUGAAACAAUGACCACAUUGAUUAUUCAUCAGUAAUGUAACUGUGAUAUAAAUGUGGAUGUUUGUACAAGUGUUUGUGAAAUGAUCUUUAGGGACCAUAAGUUCAUUCACUCAUUGUAUCUCUUAUCGGGAUGAAAGAUAACACUUAAAGGUGUAGUC